Molecule: messenger RNA, 2982 nt
Organism: Stomoxys calcitrans (stable fly)
Lineage: Eukaryota; Metazoa; Arthropoda; Insecta; Diptera; Muscidae
Product: aminopeptidase N
Exons: 13
Coding region: 158-2959 (933 amino acids)
Biological process (GO): peptide catabolic process; proteolysis
Cellular component (GO): cytoplasm
Molecular function (GO): peptide binding; metalloaminopeptidase activity; zinc ion binding
Source: RefSeq, a predicted model, not a curated record
ACGAAUUUAGUCGAAUUUUAACUUAGGUGGUAAAUAGACAAUUUUCGGCUAUUGCUAGGCAAAAGGUUUGCGAAAAGUGUGAUUGAAGUGGUCAGUUAACAAAAUUAACCGAGCGAAUUAAUUAGGAUCUGCAAGUUAUUACAAAUUAAAAGUCACGAUGGGCACCAAAGCAAUUUCAUUGAAAGUACUACUGAGCUUAGUUUUGUGCACAUAUGCUGCAAAAAUAAAACGCAGCAUCGACCUAUCUGCGUCACAUGCACUUAUUCAAGAUGUUCGUCUUCCUAUGGAUAUUUUACCGACUGGAUAUGAAAUUGAUAUACGACCGAACCUAGAAGAUAGCUCCUUUUCCGGAUCAAUUAAAAUCAACAUGAGUUGGACUAAACCAACGCGUACAAUUUCUCUUCACGCACACUAUGACCUGCAAAUAAAUGACAGAUCAAUAAAGUUGACAAAGAAAACAUGGGAGUCUGGCAAUGAAACAGCAAGCGAGGAGUACAUUAAGAUAUUGCGCGGGGAUCGAUUACCAAAGAAAACUGUCUACAUUGUAUAUUUAAAAGAUACGAUAAAGGAAUGCUCACAAUGUGAACUUGCAAUGGAAUUUGAAGGUGGUAUUUGGAAGACAAACGAGGGCAUAUUCAAGGGUACUUAUAUCAGCGAUGACGGAGAAGAAAACACGUAUUUGGCCACAUAUAUGAGGCCAAAUAAUGCACGCAGGCUGUUCCCUUGCUUCGAUGAGCCAGGAUUUAAGGUACCAUUCAAAGUAUCUAUUGCGAGGCCGAGGAAUUUUGUUACAUUAUUUAACACACAAUUACUAAAAACGGAAGAAUUAGACGCCACAAAACCUAAUUUAGAUUACGUGGUUGACCAUUUCGAAGUAACACCACCAAUGUCAACAUUUACAUUUGGCUUUGUAAUUUCACAAUUAAAAAAGAUUGACUUCCCUAUGGAAUACGCUUCUGGUGAAAACAAACUUCAAAUAAAUAUAUGGGCAUCCAAGAAAAAUGCAUCAAAAUUUGAGGAUACGUUUUCAAAGCUUACAAGGCUAUACAACUACAUGGAAGAAUAUUUCAACUCUUCCUUACCACUGUCCAAAAUCGAUGUAAUUGCUAUUCCCGAGCUACCAUUGAUGCAUCCAUCAGAUAAUUGGGGCCUAAUACUUUUCAAAGAAACGGAGCUGCUUAAUCUUGGCUAUUAUCACCUGGCUCAGGAACUUAUAUAUCAAUGGCUUGGAUCAUGGAUAACGCUUGAAUGGUGGAGUGAUAUACACGUUAACAAGGCCCUGACAAGUUUUCUGGCAGCUAAUUUCGUUUUUCAGAUUGACAGUGGAAAGGAAUUCAACGGCAAAUAUCCAAUGACGAUAUUAUAUUCGUUGUACUACGAAUUUAGCAAGCGAUACCCACAUUCUCGCAUUACAGGCAUGAAGCAGGAAUCGACGUCUUAUAAAAUAGAACUUUUUAUUCGAAUGUUGAAUUACACUUUGGGUCACGAUUCCCUUCGGGCUGGCAUAGAAAAUUUUAUGGCCAGCAGGCAUUUUAAAACAUUUAGUAGCAAUGAUCUGUGGAAUGCUUUAACAGUGCAAUCACUUCUGGACAAAACGCUUCCAUCGCAUAAUAAUGUUACCGAUAUUGCUAAUUCGUGGAUUUCGAAGAAUCGUUUGCCUUCAAUAAGCGUUCAACGAGACUAUGCUGGCAAAAGAGCUACAGUAACUCAAAAAGUUUAUUUACGUGAAAGACCACAUGAUGUGCCGGAACAAGAUAAAAUGCUUUGGUGGAUACCGCUCGUUUUUAUUGAAGAGAAUAAUUUAAAUUUUUCAUAUACAAGACCCAUCGAAUGGAUGCCUUAUAAGAGGGAUUUGAUUUUAAAUAACAUGCCCGCUGAUGAUAAAUUUGUCAUAGUAAAUCCAGAAGAAAUUGGACCGUUUCCAGUAAACUACGAUAUAAAAAAUUGGAAUAUGCUUUCGAGUUUCUUACAAACCAAUUUGGGCUUAAGUUCCAUCCCUGCACUUACAAGAGCAAAGCUUUUGCACGAUGCAUGGAACUUGGCAUAUGCAGGAGAUCUUAGCUUUGCGACUGCAUUUAACAUGACACUCUUCAUGCAACUUGAACGUGAUCCCAUCGUGUGGAAUCCAGUUUUUACAUUUAUUGAUCAUAUCGGUAGACAUAUUGACGGAUCUGAUGUUCACGAGCAAUUUCAGGCAUACAUACGGCACAUACUAACUCCUCUAUAUCUUGAAUUAAGCGAACAAAAAAAUAAUUUGGAAAUAUGGCACACUGAGCUUUUGUCAAUGGCUGAAACAUUUUUGUGUCGUGCCGGAUAUACAAUAUGUGUUGAGGAGGCACAACAGGCAUUUAAACAGUGGAUGGAAAGUGAUAUGGCAGAUGAAAAAUUUAUGAUAUCCAACAAGUAUAUAUGUCCCGCUUUGAAAUGGGGUACAAUGGAGGAGUGGCAAUUCGGACUAAUGCGUGUUAUCAAUUUCCCAAAAUCACGUAUUCAAAGUGAGCGAACGUACUUGCUAAAGAAUUUGGCCGGAUGUCCUGUACAAUCUGAAAAGAUAGUUUACCUUUUAAACAUCGCAAUUAUCGAAAGAAAUGCGAACUUCACUGAAAAUGACAUCAUUCUCAUUUUCAAUAUGCUAAACAGAGGAUCUGGUGGAAAUAAAAUACUUUUAAAUUUCCUGUCCAACAACUGGUCCACAAUUAGGAAUAGGUUUGAAAAUAAAACAAACUUAUGGGACAGUUUGAUCAGCUCGGCCACAGGGUCAUUUACAACUGAUGAAGGAUACAAGAUGGUGAAAACACUUUUUGAUGAGCACAGAAACGAGUUUGGCAGCGCUCUGCAUAUAAUUGAAAAAUCAUUGAAAAACAUUCAAGAAGAAGCCAAAUGGAGCGAAGAAAACUUGCCAGUCAUAGAAAAUUGGUUGACGGAAUUUUUCCAUAAAAACCAUCCAAAGGAUGAAUAAAUAACUCAAUCUAAAUCUAAAAA